ACAUGCUUUGAGCGGAAUCAUUGUGUUAUCAUCAAAGUGAUAAAAAUGUUAUCGUGAAAGCAAAGAUGUGUAACAAAUUUAGUCUCAUACCAAAGUUAUGUCUAGUGAACUUAGUGUUUCUAUUUACGGAAAUCAACGCACUUGUCCUACGCGCGUAUAUCUCGCAGCAUGGAUUGCACGGAGAAAUCGAGUUCUCACACAAAAAUGAUACGUUCAUCAACAUUCGAACAAACCUCAAACCGACUCUACAAUACCCGGACGGCGUUUGGAGGUGGACUGUUCACGAAUUCCCUGUAGACUACCGAGAUUUGGGCAACGAGAGAUGCUCUGCCGGUAGUCUCGGAAAGGAACUGAUAGAUCUGACUGAAGAACUCGGCUACCUCAUCGUACCUGGUAAAGAUCACGCGGAGUAUGAGAGUAAGAACUCAUUGACGGGCCCUAUUGGUUUAUGGGGCAAGAGUAUCCUAUUGGAGACGGCAGAAGGGGACAGAACUAUAUGCGCAUCUAUUCUGUCAAUCGAUCAGCUCUACGAAAAGCAUGCGGUCGCGAGAUUCACAGCUCCCAUUGCGGGGACUUUGGAUUUCAGAUGGUUGUCAGCUCAAGAGUUUGACGAAACGGAUUCCUACGUCCAAGCUGAUCUGUACCACGCCAAAGCUGUUAAAGUCAGAAACGGGUUCACGGAACACAAAUGGAAACUGUUCGUCACCGACAUCUUCGACUCUGACAAAGGUAGUCAUGAAGACAACUGCAACGUGCUUCAGCUGGUUUUCGACCCUGAUAAUAGCGGUGAUGGGACGAGCGUUGGGGACCUAGACAGUCGUUUAGGUCUCAUCAAAGUGGCCACAGAUGCUAACGAGAACAAAAUGAAGAGGCUGUACAAGGAUGAGGUUUUAAAUGUCCUGAGAAGUGAUAUGGAAGCGACGAGGAGGAAUCUGUAUGUGGUGAUAUUUGAUGACCGGCACACUGACAGCUUCCUGGCGUGCGCCAAGUUGAGGCUGACACCACCCAAGUUCACCAAGGCUUUAAUCAACAUGGACGGCAUCCGAGGCACGGUGGAAUUCACCCAGCGCAGUCCCUUCGACCCAACGUGGGCGAACUUCCAGCUUGGUGCCGCAGACCAGGAUUACGAGUCCAACCUGCGCUUCGUGAGCUCCAUGCUGCAGUACUCCGUCAGGGAGUUGCCUCCUAAGGCCCUGGAGGCGAAGCAGUGGAACAACAUUUGCAAUACGACAGGGAAUUUGUAUAAUCCCACCGAAGUUGAUCUGAAGAACUUACCGCCCCCAGGUAUGGGCACCCAAGAUCAGUACCCUGUCGGCGACCUGCUGGGCAAGUACAAGGACCGGACCGAGUACCUGAACCACAAGUAUCUGCUGCCGGGGCUGGUGAACGAGCUCAGCGGAGCCUACUGGGACGUGUUCCUGCCGCUGAGCGGUCGGCACAGCGUUAUGCAUCGAGCUGUCAUUCUGACACGGAGGCCCCCCCAGAGGGAAAUUUGUGCUACAAUCCUUUCAUACGAAUAUGGAACGGAGUACCAGACGCAGAUGAGCACUGCGCAAGUGACCUUCCGGUACCCCCUGGUGGGCAGAGCCAUCUUGCGGCAGCCGCUGGAGAGGCCGUGGGAAGAUACCACCAUUAUCAUCGAGAGUAUGGUACAUGCGGAUGGUGCAAGCAUCAACAAUACCUUUGAGCACCGCUGGGCAAUACACGAGAACCCACCAGGCAAGGACUACUACAACUGGACAGCCAGAUGCUUGAGUGCUGGCAAGGUGCUGCAGCAGCAAGGCCUGGACGUGGACACGAGGCACCCUGAACACUACUGCCGAGCGGGGCUGGAAGGACUCUGUCGCUUGGGAGACUUUACUACACGGCACGGCAUGUUAAAUAUAGCUGGUAAGAAGGUUGACAGCGCACGUCUUACGCGUAGGUUGUUCACCGACACUGUCAUAGCCUUAGCUGGCAAGCGCUCCGUUAUGAAGCGAUCUCUCGUCAUAUACGACGAUCACGGGCCAGUUGCGCGCGGGGAACGAUUGGCGUGUUCUAUAGUGAACGGCCUCCACCGUCGUAAAGCAGUGAUCCAGGACUGGUUUGGCAAUGGCAACUCCAUAGGACUGUCGGGCAAGUUGGAGCUCACCCAGCAAUCCGAAUAUGACGUCACUAACGUGCAAGUCACGCUGGAAGGCCUGGACAACGACGUCAGGAACUAUAAAAUACACAUGGCCUCAAUAGAAAAAGAACUUGAAUUUCCAUGUGAGAAGACCACAAUAUAUGAUACAUAUAACCCAUUUAAAGUGAAUAAGUCACAGAGCCCACCUACUGCUAAAGGAACUGCCGAUCAGUAUGAGCUCGGAGACCUAGGUGAGAAGUAUGGUCUACUAGACAACUUCAAGAAGUUCACAACAUCUUAUAAUGAAACGCAGCUGUCUUUAUAUGGCACCUAUAGUAUAUUGGGACGCUCAAUGGCUAUACACAAGAAGGCAAAAGAUCGUCGAUGGGCGUGCUCAACCAUCGAACGAGGUUACAGUCCAUCAGAGGCUCGGGAAAUCCGUGGGAUAGCCUCUUUCCAUCAUCCCGGAGGAUUUGCGUAUGGCUACAUCCGUAUGACGCAGCUCAUCCACAACGACGGUAGUACAAGCGACACUGUCAUUGAAGUCAAGCUCAGGCAUCCGGGUGUAAGGGACCGCAACUUGACACGUCACCACCGAUGGGAGAUCUUUGUGAACCCUGUGGGAGUGGAUGCUGCGGUACAAGUUACUGGAACGCGCUGCGUCGCUGGCGGGUAUCGCUGGAACCCGUACUUCACACAACUUGCUGACCCGCUCAACCACGACUUAUACAAUCAGGAGUGUGGAGCGGACAAUCCUUUACGAUGUGACGUUGGCGACCUUACGUCGAGAUUGGGAACUAUUACAUUGGGAGCGGAACGUGAAGUGUUCAUGGACAGCAACUUUCCACUGGAGGGUACAGUGUCUGCCAUGAGUCGCUCCAUAGUGAUCUUCGGCCCUGAACAUUCAUCUGAAAGAUUCGCCUGCGCAAACAUUCAGCCCGACAAAGACAUUAUUAAGUUCGUCAAUAUAAUGAAGCCGCCAAGAUUCGUUCUUGGCAUGUUCCUGGACGACGUCCGCAAGGUGAUGGGGGUACCGGAGUGGAUGAUAGGCGUGGACUCGCGGCGCACCCGCGUGCUCCACCAAGGCGCUUGCAUACAGAUCUUGCUGCACUUCUCCGGCCCCGAGGCUAACAGAGUCGAGCUGGACUUCUCCAAGCUACUAGCGACGGGGCGCCUCGACUCACCCAGUCUGUAUAUCGCUGGCUAUAUCGACACAAAGAGGAAAAGGACUAUCUCCUAUAAACAGUGCGGGGUCACUGACCCGAAUGAGAAAAAAAGGAAUCUGGAAGGCCCUUUCCUAUUCUUCGGACCGAAAUCCCUUGAGAAAUAUCGGCGACCAGCGUUGAAGUCUUUGGACCAAGAUGACCUGAUGAAGAUAUAUGGGGAGCAGGCGGCGAUAGUCGUAUUCAAUAACCAGGACUCUAUGCCCCUGUCGAGUGGAAAUUUCCCAAGGUUAAGGAAGAUGCUCGAAGGUCAAACUACGCUGGUACUACCGCAAGACUUUCUAGACGUCCACCCGGAUUAUAUAAGCAAUGAGACGCAGGUGCUGACUCUCCAAGGGCCGUGGUCGGAGCGCGAUGCUCAGAUGACAGAAACCUUCGCUCGUCUGCAAGACAUCUACGGGCCAGGUCGGGUGUUGGGAGUGCUAGGCAACUCGGUAUCGCAAAGCCAAGCAGCGGAUUACGACGUUGAAUGGUCCCGAGUGCGUCGCCAGGCCGAAGACGUCUCCACCACUACCACCAGCAGUACUGCCAGCUCGGAAGAAGAGAAACCCACCCGCACCCUGUCUAGAUAUGCACUUUAUAACGCUACUGGCCCCCCCGGAAAAGGUGCCCUGCUGUAUUCCUCCGGCUGGCCCGAACUGAAGUGGCCGGACGGCUCCGUGACGAUGUUCGACACGCCCGUCGGCGAGCAAACGGUCAAGCCUACUCGCCUGUACACAAUACUGGUUGUGCGGUUUGCUGACAGGAAUAACACCAGGGAUAAGAUAACCCUGGAAUUCUCUUUUAAACAAUCGGGAGGCUGGUGGACGGCGGUGGGCGUGGAGGUCAAGCGCGGGCUCGAGAACACCGGGCUGAACCUGCAGGCGCCAGCUCCGCCUGAUGCGCCAUCCGCGGUGCUGGGCAAGGCGUACCACUGCUCGCUGCCCCUCGUGUACUCCGCAGAGGGCGCCACCCUCACAUUCGCUAACGUGCAGAUGCAACCGUUCAUGGACAGCACUGAAAAGUUCGCAGAUGCCUUUGAUUGCAUCGGUUUCACCUCAGUCCCGAUUUGGUCCGGUCUAAUGGUGACAUUCAUCAUGAUGAUCGGUCUGGGGAUCUCCAUUUCCAUGAUCCUAGACAUCAAGACCAUGGAUCGCUUCGAGAACAACCGAAGCAAGCAGCUAACUAUUACUGUUAGCGAAUAACUUAUUUACUCCUAAGGUUGAUGGACACAGGGCGGCAGUUUGCAGGACGGGCUCCUUUCAUGCCCUGCGAAGUGUUGCUUUGUUUAUAGGCGACGGUUUUCCCUUUACAAUCCGGUGGGCCAUCUGCUUAAUAUAUCAAAUAUGUUGUUGUUGUUGCUGUUGCCCACUUUCUACGUCUGCGUUUAUCGCAGUUUUGUCACAAGUCCCGUUGGAACACAGCCUAAAUACAACUAACUCUAUGCCAAAAAUCUGGUUAAUUGGUUGCUUAGUUAGGGCGUUAAGGCAGGACAAACAAAAAAAAAUCACUUUCGUAUUUAUAAUAUUAGUAAGGAUUACCUAUUUAAAAAAAAUCUAAAGCUAUCCUAGUUACUGGACUUUGUCAUAUUUAAUUAGAUGUUAAAAAAUUACAUUA
Molecule: messenger RNA, 4923 nt
Organism: Pararge aegeria (speckled wood butterfly)
Lineage: Eukaryota; Metazoa; Arthropoda; Insecta; Lepidoptera; Nymphalidae
Gene: Rsod
Exons: 24
Coding region: 66-4511 (1481 amino acids)
Biological process (GO): superoxide metabolic process
Molecular function (GO): metal ion binding
Source: RefSeq, a predicted model, not a curated record